GUAACUAUGGGCAAAUUAAAGUAGGUGUUACGCUUGUCGGGACGUUAGGUUUGUCUGUCGGCGUGAUCUGUCAGUCUGAUCCAUCACUAAUUUUGCCCUUUCUGCUUUUAGCCAAGAUAAUGACACUACUCAGCUUCCGUUCAUAGAACCACUGUACGGAAACUAGUCCACGCAGCUCGAGUAAAUGCAGCCGAUGUUUUACAACCUCACCCGACCCUACUGGCAGUCGAUGAACCCGCUUCGGGCACACAUCCGGAUGUUCCUCACUUUGGGAAAUUCGCAAGACAAAUCAAUGUCGUACAAAGAGCGACGGUUGCUGGGCUACUCCCAACAACAGAUGUUUAACAUAGCCGCGGACGUGGGCAAGUAUCGCGAGUUUGUCCCAUGGUGCAACGAAUCCGUCGUCGUCCGGAAGACUGCUUCGGGUGCGGUUAUCGUUCAGCUAGGUGUUGGGUUUCCACCACUAAGCGAGUCGUACACCUCCACGGUUACUUUGCAACACCCGGCACAUGUGAAAUCGGUAGCACACAGUUCUCAUAUGUUCGAGUAUUUGAUCAAUCAGUGGCAUUUCUGGCCGGGACUUGUUGCCAACGAAAACACGUGCAUGGUAGAAUUCUCCGUGGACUUUGAGUUCAAAUCAGCCUUGUAUGCAAAGAUCGCCGGUCUGUUUUUCGAUCAGGUGGUGGCGAUGAUGGUCAAUGCGUUCAUCACUCGGGCCCGGACGUUACAUGGCCCGGCUUCUAUACCACCCCAGAAACCUGACAUACUAGAGUACUCGAGAUGCAGAGGUUUGACUCGAACAACGAACCACCUGGUCAGUGAUUUUGUGCCAUCUCUUGGACACUGUGAACCAGAAUGUGGACCUGCAGCAACUAUGGAGAAUGCGUAA
Molecule: messenger RNA, 889 nt
Organism: Opisthorchis viverrini
Lineage: Eukaryota; Metazoa; Platyhelminthes; Trematoda; Opisthorchiida; Opisthorchiidae
Exons: 5
Coding region: 185-889 (234 amino acids)
Biological process (GO): cellular respiration; ubiquinone biosynthetic process
Cellular component (GO): mitochondrion
Molecular function (GO): ubiquinone binding
Source: RefSeq, a predicted model, not a curated record